GGUUGAGUUCCAGGUUGCUACCACGCUUACUGUAAGCAGCCGGCAGUUAGUUAACCGGUUGCGUGGCGCGUGGUGUGAAAAACCAUGGAUUUACCUGAUAUCGAAAAUAUACCGGAAACUGGCGCUGUAUUUACAAUUGGUCGCAGUAGAUUUGCGGAUAAUAUAGCUUCACAUUUUUUUAUUAGAAAAGAUCCUGUGAUCUCUGUGACUUGUGGUGAUGAACAUUCGGCUGUAAUUUGUCAAAGUGGACGACUGUUCGUUUUUGGCAGCAAUGAUUGGGGUCAACUUGGACUUGGACACAAGAAUCACGUGAGCAAACCAUCAUGCGUUAAAAUUCUGAAGCCGGAGAAAGUGACACAUGUCGCAUGUGGAAGAGCUCAUACUUUGAUAUGCACCGCUGGACAAAAAAUAUUUGCUUGCGGCAGCGAUCAGGAAGGACAGUUGGGAAGAGGAAGUAAUGCAGUGGGCGAUAGUUCCAGUUCGCCAGUAAUGGUUCACGAUUGUGGAAUUGUUGGACCGAAAAUUGUACAAUUAUCGGCUGGUUCUCAUCAUUCGAUGGUUCUCACAGCCGAUGGAGUGGUUCACGUUUGGGGAAGUAAUUUGGAAGGACAACUUGGUCUUCCAGGCACAACUGGUCUUGUUAAUAAACCCACGAAAGUUCAAUUGACAGAAAAAAUUAAGCAAAUUAGUGCUGGAUAUUAUCAUUCGGCAUUUCUCACUGAAAGUGGUCUCGUUUACAUUUGCGGCGAAUCAGAAAGUGGAAAAUUGGGAAUCGAUGUAAAAUUUUCAACUCAAGCUGCACCUAAACAAAUACAACUUCCAAAAUUAGCGACUAAAAUUGCUUGUGGAGGUCAUCAUACUCUUAUUCUAACUGAGGAUGGUGCGAUUUAUUGCAUGGGGAGUAAUUCAAGUGGUCAACUUGGAUUGGGCACAAAUGUGACCGAAGUACAAACACCAAAUAUUCUUCCACUGGAUAUUUUAGAAAGUGAAACGAUAUCGAAAAUAUCCUGCGGCGAGAGUCAUAGUUCAAUUUUGACUGAGAAUGGAAAAAUUUUCACGUGUGGUGAUGGAAGGCAUGGAAAAUUGGGAUUAGAAGAAAACGAAAAUAAUGUUCACGAACUUACUUUUGCUGCCAGAUAUCAAGAUCUUUUUGUUACAAAUGUUUCGUGCGGCGGCUGUCAUACAAUUUUAAUUGGUCGAAGAAGGAAUUUAGGGAAUCGAGAAACUGUUAAUAAUCAAAUGGAUCUCUCGGGGCAAAAGAAAAAUCCCCUGCCACCUUUGAAAAUACCAAUUAGCAGGCUUCAAGCAGGAAAUAAUACGGAACAAGUGGAAAAUGAGAGCACGCAAAAAAUCGAUACAAACUCUGAUAAAAUAAAAGAUGAAGCGAUAAAUGACACGGAAACGAGUGAAUGCGCAGAAAAUAAAAGUAGUUUAGUUAACAACGCGACUAUGAACGUAAACGAACAUGUUGAUAAUUCCAAUGAGAAGGAAGAAAUGAAUUUGGAAAAUAUGUCCAAUAAUAAUGAGAAUAACGAUAUACAGGAGAAGGCCGAUAUUGAAAAUAGCGAGAAAGAGAAUAUUGAAACGGCAAAAUCUUCAAUUUCAAACAGCUCUGAACCAAUAAUAAUUAAUGAGAGUGAAAAAAUUGAAGAAAUCGCAAUAAUGGCCGAGGAUAGAAUUGAAAAACCAAUUUCACCACCAUUAAUGGAACCACCGCCAAAGCCGCCACGACAAAAAUCCGGUACCGAGAGUAAUUCAUCGACAGUACCAUCGACACCGGUGAAAAAUAAUAAUGAUUCGCAGAAUGAUAUAAAAAAUAAUGAUUCAGAAUUAAUUUCGGAAAUUGAGGAGAAAAUGGUUAAUGAAUUGAGGGAGGAUAAUUCUUCGAUUGGAUCAAUUGACACGCAAAAAACUCGAUCUGCAACUUCAAAACGAGGAGGUGAUGAUGAUGAUGAUGAAUUGAAUGGAAUGAAAAACAGUGGGGAGAGUCUUGAAAAAAUUAAUAAAGAUAUUGAGGAUGAGGAGAAAAUUGAAGAUCAGGAUAUUAUUGAUGAUGCGGAUGACGUUCAGUCGCCAGUAACAAAAACAGGUAAAAUGUCGAGACUAUUUAAAAGCAAGAGAACACAGGAAGCGGUGAAUGGAAAUAAAGAGAGCACUGCGCCAAACUUGAAGUCGAAGUCCAGAACGUGUAAUAUUUUGUAAAAAAUCUUCGAGAAGAGUUUUUUCUACAGAAGAUAAAAAGAAGAGAUAAAAAGUAGAAGUAGAAGAAGGAGAAUGAGAAGAAGAAGAAAAGCAUAGUGCCUUGAGGAAAAAUCCGUCCAAGAAAAAAUUGGAGCACAAAAUUUUUUUUGGAAACUUAUUAAUAACCAUAAUUAAUAACAAAUGGUCCAAAAAAUAGUGAUAUUUACAAGCCUUCGUAAAUAUAUAUUUACUAUUCUAGUUCGUAAAUAAUUUUAAUUAAUAAUGAAACUUAUGAAAUUAUUAUAAUAUAGAUUUUUUUAAGAAAAAAUAACUUAUUUUCUA
Messenger RNA from Leptopilina heterotoma, 2523 nucleotides. RefSeq names its product X-linked retinitis pigmentosa GTPase regulator-like. The record is from RefSeq and is a predicted model, not a curated record. Bases 85 to 2202 code for a protein of 705 amino acids. The transcript is spliced from 12 exons. Lineage: Eukaryota; Metazoa; Arthropoda; Insecta; Hymenoptera; Figitidae.